Molecule: messenger RNA, 2209 nt
Organism: Oryza brachyantha (malo sina)
Lineage: Eukaryota; Viridiplantae; Streptophyta; Magnoliopsida; Poales; Poaceae
Product: L-type lectin-domain containing receptor kinase SIT2-like
Exons: 1
Coding region: 1-2088 (695 amino acids)
Biological process (GO): protein phosphorylation
Cellular component (GO): plasma membrane
Molecular function (GO): protein kinase activity; carbohydrate binding; ATP binding
Source: RefSeq, a predicted model, not a curated record
AUGGCCAAGAAGAAUACUUCCGUAGCACUAGCUCCAUCCAUUGCUCUGAUCCAUCUUGCUAUGCUGCUCUUUCUUGUUUGUUGCACAGAUUCCUCGUCAGUCGCCGACUUUUUGUUCAACAGUUUUGAACAAGCGUCCAACUUGAGCCUUGAUGGCUCGGCGCUUGUUCUCAGAAGUGGAGCCCUCCAACUCACUGACGGCAACAACAACGUCAUGGGGCAUGCGUUCCUGGACACCCCGGUGCGUAUGGUCGGGAUCAACAAGAUGGCCGUGUCCUUCAGUACAUGUUUCGUUUUCGACAUUGUUGCCACGGGUACCGGUGGCGGCUAUGGCCUGGCUUUCGUGGUAGCGCCGUCCAAGGUGCUACCUGGUGCAUCCCGCGAGGACUACCUUGGCAUUCUUGGGCCUAGCACCAACGGCAGAUCAUCUAACCAUGUGUUCGCCAUUGAGUUCGACACGGUGCUGUCGGUUCAGGGAUUCAACGACACGAAUUACAACCAUGUUGGCGUCGACAUAAACAGCCUUGUGUCCAAUGUAUCCGAGCCAGCUGCAUACUACACUGACGACGACAAGAAGAAAGUAGCGGUAAAGCUUGAGAGUGCACAGCCAAUUCAGGCAUGGGUAGACUAUGACGGCGGAGCCCAUGUCCUUAAUGUCACCAUUGCUCCAGCUGCGCUAUCGACGCACAAGCCUCACCGGCCUCUCAUAUCAGCAAGGCUCGAUCUGUCAACGGUUUUCAGGGAAAGCAUGUAUAUUGGUUUCUCGUCAGCAACCGGAAAGCUGGCAAGUUCGCAUUACAUCUUAGCCUGGAGUUUCCGGAGCGAAGGAGCGGCGCAGGACAUUGAUCUCUCCCGUCUCCCAGAUGUCCCAAAACCACGGCCACCUGCUCGUGGUCGGUCGACACCAAGGUCAGCCAUCAUCAGGAUUGCUGCUCCUGCCUGUGCAGGAACACUCUUUUCUAUGGCCAUGGUGAUGGUUGGCGUGUUGUGGCUGCGACGAAAGGCGGCUUUAGCGGAGACACUGGAAGACUGGGAAGUGAACCACCCCCAUAGGUUCCCGUACAAGGAUUUGCACAGAGCCACGAAGGGAUUCAGCGACAGUCAGCUCAUUGGCCAGGGCGGUUUCGGGCAGGUGUACAAGGGCGUGCUCCACGGCGCCAGCGACGUGGUGGCCAUCAAGCGCAUAUCCAGCAAUGCGGGGCAAGGCAUGCGAGAGUUCGUGGCCGAGAUUGCGAGCCUCGGGCGCGUGCGUCAUCGGAACCUCGUCGAGCUGCGGGGAUGGUGCAAGCGUGGCCAAGACCUGCUCCUCGUCUACGAGUUCAUGCCAAACGGUAGCCUCGACGCGAUCCUGUUCGGCAAGGGGACAAGGGAAAGGGAAGAAGAAGAAGAAGAAGCACCGACGACGACGACGACGCUGACGUGGGCGCAGCGUCUCCAUAUCCUCAAAGGUGUGGCCUUUGGGCUAGUCUAUUUGCACGAGGAGUGGGAGCAUGUGGUGGUGCACCGUGAUGUGAAGGCCAGCAACGUGCUGCUCGGGGCGGACAUGGGUGCUCGGCUUGGCGACUUCGGCCUCGCACGCCUCUACGAGCACGGCGCCGACCCGGUCACCACGCAUGUGGUCGGCACCAUCGGCUACAUGGCGCCGGAGAUGGCCGUCACCAGCCGCCCCACCACGGCCACGGAUGUCUUCGCGUUCGGUGCGCUUCUCCUCGAAGUCACAUGCGGCCGUCGACCUACUAGCGCCGGCGGCGGUGGCGGCACACACAACUUGGUGAGUUGGGUUCGUCACUGUGGUUUCCACGGGCAGUUUCUCCGAGCUGUGGACCCAAGGCUACACGGUUCAUACGACGAGGAAGAGGUGACGUUGGUGCUGUGGUUGGGUCUCAUGUGCAGCCACUCUAUCCCAGAGGCCCGGCCCAGCAUGCGACAGGUUUGCAAUUAUUUGAAUGGCGAUGAGACCUUGCAGCCGGAUGACUCCCUGCUGUUAUCCAGCACAGAUCAUUCGGCUCAAUUAUUUGGACCACCAAUCUCCAUGACAUGGACAUCUUGUGGGUCCAUGUCAGCUGACUCACUGCCAAGUGGCCGGUAAAUUAAUUUAAGGCUUAAACAUUCUAUGUCUCAUGUAUUUCAUUAUGUAGUAAUCAUGCACGUUUUGAAUUAUACUCUAUAUUGGUUAAAAAACCGUUUAACUUAGUCGUGUCUAAAAAUAU